AAACUAUCAAACAGAAGCAGAAAAGCUCCAAAUCUCCCUCAUCACUUCUGUCUCUCUCCAGAAAGUUCCUCUCGCUGUGUUUGCUGCGAUGUCAAAGAGCGAAUUGGAUUCGAAAGGCUCGGGAGACGGCGCCGCCGGCUCCAUGGAGGAGCUGAAGAAGGUCUUCGACAAGUUCGACAAGAACGGCGACGGCAGGAUCUCCUGCGAGGAGCUCAGGGGCGUUUUCGGCGAUCUCGGUUCCGAGACGGCCUCACUGGAGGAGGUCCAGCGCAUUAUGGCUGAGUUCGACAAGGACGGCGACGGUCACAUUGACAUCGUGGAGUUCGCAGAGAUCAUCAAUGGCGGAUCCACCAAGGAGCUUCGCGACGCGUUCGACCUCUACGAUCUCGACAAGAACGGGCUGAUCUCCACGAGUGAGCUGCAUGAGGUGCUGAAGCGGUUGGGGCAGAAGUGCUCGCUCAAGGACUGCGCGAAGAUGAUCAGCUCCGUCGACGCCGACGGCGAUGGCCACGUCAACUUCGCCGAGUUCAAGAAGAUGAUGACUCGCAAAUAAAGCUAUUGAAGCGAAUGGAUCGGUAAAGCAACAUAACAGUAGAAAAUAUUAAUUAGUAUAAAAUUAGAGUUUAAUUAGGGAUUUGGAUUUAAAUUUCUUAGAGAUUGACGUAGUUAAUUUUAAGGUGUACAAAACCUAUUAAAGUAUUACCGGUGCUAAUUGAUCGCGUUUUCAAAUA
Molecule: messenger RNA, 731 nt
Organism: Pyrus x bretschneideri (Chinese white pear)
Lineage: Eukaryota; Viridiplantae; Streptophyta; Magnoliopsida; Rosales; Rosaceae
Product: probable calcium-binding protein CML23
Exons: 1
Coding region: 89-553 (154 amino acids)
Molecular function (GO): calcium ion binding
Source: RefSeq, a predicted model, not a curated record